This is a messenger RNA of Zingiber officinale, 1719 nucleotides long. Its product is annotated as zinc finger MYM-type protein 1-like. The record is from RefSeq and is a predicted model, not a curated record. The transcript has 3 exons. NCBI's taxonomy places the organism in Eukaryota, Viridiplantae, Streptophyta, Magnoliopsida, Zingiberales, Zingiberaceae. The coding region runs from base 1 to 1719 and encodes 572 amino acids. Gene Ontology annotation, molecular function: protein dimerization activity.
AUGAGGCAAGAAUACAGUUUGAGGGUUUCAAGAAUCAAAGACAAAGUGUGGAGAUUGCCUUUUCGGGGACAUGAUGAGUCUUCAACAUCAUCCAAUAGAGGCAAUUUUUUAGAAUUGCUCAAAUGGUAUAGCUCAGAGUGUCCAGAAGUUGCGACAGUUGUUGGAAUGAAUGCACUUGGAAAUAAUCAAAUGAUUGCCCCAGAAAUUCAAAAGCAAUUGGUGAAUGCUUGUGCAGUUGAGACCACAAAUGCUAUUCUAGCUGAUCUUGGAGAUAGGUGGUUCACUUUACUACUUGAUAAGGCUCGUGACUAUUCAAUGAAAGAGCAAAUGGCAGUUGUUAUUAGAUAUGUGAACAAACAUGGAGAGGUGAUUGAACAAUUUAUGGUUGUAGUUCAUGUUGCAACAACUACAGCUGCUUGUUUGAAGGAGGCAAUCGACUCUUUAUUUGCUAAGUAUGGUUUGUCAAUGGCGAGAUUGAGGGGUCAAGGAUAUGAUGGUGCUUCAAAUAUGUCUGGAGAAUUUAAUGGCUUAAAGUCACUGAUAAUGAAAGAAAAUCCGUAUGCAUUGUAUGUUCAUUGUUUUGCUCAUCAACUCCAACUAGUGGUUGUAGCUAUUGCUCAAGCAAAUCAAUAUGUUUGUGAUUUCAUGUGGAAUGUUGGUUCGAUUAUGAACACAUCUGCAUCAUCUUGCAAAAGGGCCGACAAACUUCGACAACUUGAACAUGACAGAAAAGUUAAACUUCUUGAAAGAGGAGAGAUUAGUUCUGGUAGAGGAAUAAACCAAGAAACUAGUCUAGCUAGACCUGGAGAUACACGAUGGGGGUCUCAUCAUUCAACUUUAUGUCGUAUUGAACAAAUGUGGCCAUCUGUUAUAGAGGUUCUUCAAAAUUUGAUUGAUGAUGGUGAUCGUUCUUCUAAGGGUUUAAGUAGAACUUUGGUUGAAAGAAUGGAGAGGUAUGAAUUUGUGUUUAUUCUACUAUUGAUGAAACGUAUAUUGGCAAUCAAAAAUCAUUUGUCAACCGUUCUACAAGAGAAAGAUCAAAAUAUUGUGAAUGUGAUACGUUUGAUCAAUAAUGUGAAAUGCAAAUUGCAAAAGUUGAGAGAUUCUAGAUGGGAUAUUUUACUUGAGGAUGUGAAGAAGUUUUGUAACACUCAUUCCAUUGAAAUAAUUUAUAUAACAGAUAACAUCAACAGCCGUAGUCGUUUGAAGAGAGAUGGAAAAAAUGUUAUCGAUAUUAUUCUACAGGAGAUGGAUAGUCGUUUCUCUGAAACAACUACAGAUUUGUUGAUUUAUAUGUCAUGCCUUGAUCCUAGGAACUCGUUCUCUAGAUUUGAUAUACAGAAGUUAGUGCCUCUAGCUCAUUUUUAUGAGGAUGAUUUUUCUUGGAAUGAGCGUAUGUUGGUUGAACAAGAGCUUGACACAUAUAUUGAUGACGUCAGAUCAGAUGAACGAUUUGAAGGCAUUUCAUAUUUGGGAGCUCUUGCAAAGAAAAUGACUGAAACAAUGAAGAACCGUGUAUUUCCUUUGGUUUAUCGGAUGAUUGAGCUAGCCUUACUUCUUCCAGUUGCUACUGCAACCGUUGAAAGAGUGUUUUCGGCAAUGAAUAUUGUCAAAACAGAUUUGCGAAACAGGAUUGGAGAUGAAUGGAUGAAUGAUAGUUUGGUAGUCUAUAUCGAGAAAGAUGUUUUUAAUACUGUCGACAAUGAGCCAAUUUUAUAG